UGAGGGAAUUAAAAGAGAAAAAAUUUGGAUAAGGAUGACUUAUUUUUUUCUCCUUUUCCUGUUUCUUCUUCAGCCCAAUUCUGCUCUUCUUCUUCUUCUCCCUGCACCGAACAACAAGAACCCAAGCCCGACAGCACUCCCUUUGAAAAAAAAACUGAAUUUCCAGAUCUGCUCUGUUCUUCCUCCUCUGUCGCCGGUUGCUGUUGGGUGUGAAUUUCGGUUUUUCCUGAUCCUGAAUUUCCCCCUGCACUUCCCGCCGGCCUUCCCCAAACCACAGCUCCGGUUUUGCUUGCAAAAUUCUAGUAUGUGACAGCCCUUUAAGCCUAAAAUUAUCCAUUUAAUUUGCUACUCCUGUGAUGUCCGAAAUUCUGCAGAAAAAGGGAUGAAUUCCGGUAGCAAUUAGGACAAAUUUAAGCAUUAAUUCAAAUGGAAUUUAUGUGAUUAAGUGUUAAUUGACUGCUGUGAGAUUUUGGAGAAAAAUCCUGUGAGAUUAGCUAUGGUUUUGCCAAUUUUUGGAAGUUGCAGUUACUGUUAAUUGCGUGAUUACUGUUCACGGGUACUGUUGAUGCACUAAUGGUCAACAAUAUGAGGGUUUAAAUGUGUAGUUAUAUUGAGAAUAAAAUUGAGAUGUUUGAUCAUAUGGUUGAAUUUCGUGUGAAGCUCAUUGAUUAGAAAAUUUGCAAGGUUGUGCUAAUAAUUCUAGCAAAGUCUGGAUGUAUUUAUUUGGAAUAUUAGGUGCUGUUAUGGCUUAGAGCACUGGGAUUGAGUUUUCGGUAUUACGGAUUUGAGGUAAGUAAAUUAUGGUAACGACC
Rubroshorea leprosula is the source of this 812-nucleotide messenger RNA. Lineage: Eukaryota; Viridiplantae; Streptophyta; Magnoliopsida; Malvales; Dipterocarpaceae. The record is from the annotation of a GenBank genome assembly.